Molecule: messenger RNA, 237 nt
Organism: Blepharisma stoltei
Lineage: Eukaryota; Ciliophora; Heterotrichea; Heterotrichida; Blepharismidae
Source: the annotation of a GenBank genome assembly
AUGGGACUAGAACUUCUACAUUUCCUGCUUAAAUUGAUCACUGCCUACCAAAUAAAAGCCCAAACAGCAAUUCAAAAUCUGAUUUUCUAUAAUUUCGGCUAUGGCAUUAUUUAUUUUUUGUGGGUUUCCCUCGCAUAUCUCUUAAAGCUUGCCAUAAUGACUUAUAGCACUGGAGUAUUCUGCACCAUCACCACAGGCAUCACUUUUGGUUAUUUUUUGUUCAGAAUGAUGGCAUAA